Messenger RNA from Saccostrea cuccullata (small rock oyster), 975 nucleotides. RefSeq names its product ras-related protein rapB-like. Gene Ontology annotation, molecular function: calcium channel regulator activity; GTPase activity; GTP binding. The record is from RefSeq and is a predicted model, not a curated record. Gene Ontology annotation, cellular component: plasma membrane. NCBI's taxonomy places the organism in Eukaryota, Metazoa, Mollusca, Bivalvia, Ostreida, Ostreidae. Bases 1 to 975 code for a protein of 324 amino acids. The transcript is spliced from 4 exons.
AUGCCGAUCACUAAGAAUAACAGACGCCUCUCUAGCUUGAGGAAAGGUGUGCAAUGUUCAGCUGCAGACAACUUAACAUUAGAAGAUGGGGACAAUUUGAAGUCUUGUACCUUUGUGCAUCAGCAAAAAUGUAAAAGUUGCGUUAAAAAAUCGCGAUCGAUUUCUAUGAACAAUUCCAAAAUACCUGAAGUUGGAGAGCUCAGGUUCAAUCUCGAAACUCGAAGAUUCAGUUGUUCGGAUGCACUGAAUGCCCACCAUAACAGAAAUAUUACCCAUAACAGAUCGAGAGGUCUUCUUCUCAAGAACAGCGAAGCAGUUCGAAGACAGAAAAGAUCGAGUAAAAGCAAGGACGCACCAACCUUGUCCAAAGAAGACAAUCGCUUGAAAUUGAGGAAUGCUCUCUGCAAGGAAGGAAAAGAUAGAACAAAACUGAUUGAAGUUUAUGGGAGGAAGAAUGUGGGGAAGACAACAUUUUUGCAUUUAUUGAAGUCGCUUAAAGAAUUUGUUCAAGGACAGCAAAGCAGUGGUGUUUCCUGUGUAAAUACUAACCCUGAUAUAUACCUGACCAUUGAAAAUAAGGAGAUAUGCCCAGAAACGAUUUCACAGGAAAUGGAUGAUGUUGACGCCUGUGUUGUCAUGUUUGCGGUGUCUGAUAAAGCAUCGUUCCAGUUUGCCAAACUCUGUGUGCAAAACAUUCGCCGAAGCCAUCGAGAAGAUGUACCUAUAUUUCUUGUAGCAAACAAAUCUGAUUUAAUUCGUUACCGGAAGGUGUCCACCAAUGAUGCCAUUAAAGUUGCUGACGUUCAUAAGUGCCUCUUCUUUGAGACAGCUCUAACCAUGAAUCACAACACAGACGAACUAUGUAAAGAAGUCUAUAUGCAAACUGAACAAACUUCAGUUCGAAAACAAUUGAAAUGUUUCGAGCGAGUGUUCGAAAUAUUUCAAUCCAGAAUGAAACGUGUUUUUGGCAGAUAG